Molecule: messenger RNA, 1596 nt
Organism: Prorocentrum cordatum
Lineage: Eukaryota; Dinophyceae; Prorocentrales; Prorocentraceae
Source: the annotation of a GenBank genome assembly
AUGUGGCGCAACAAUCCCGACCUGCAUGAUCACCUCCGCGGUGGACGGCUGGCAGUCAAGCGGCACCUCGGCAAGGUCACCAAAAGAGGGCGGUGGCAAGCGGCCACGGGAACCAUGGCAGCCCUCCAGCUGACGCUCGAGCUCCCGGGAUGGACGGCCCAGGAGCCAGACAAGUGGACAGACCACGCAGGGACACAGUGGCAGAUCAGCGACAACCUCACCGAAGUCGAGGAGGCCAUCAAGGAGGCAGCAGCAAUCAGCUUCUGGAAGCAAGCAAGCAGACACCCGGAGGGCCAAGGCCUGCACGAAGGGGCCAAAGUCCGCAGCAUCCGGGCCAGCGCCCGGCACGUUCGGAAGCCCGAGCGACGCCAGGGAGCUGGAGCUCUCGGAGCAGCAGCUUGCGCAGCCACCUGGACUAACCAGAAGUGCCAUGCGGCAGGGAACAAGACGGCAGCCACGUGCACGCGCUGCGAGUUGGGGAUCAACGACACGCCCUCCCACCGCUUCUACGAGCGCCCAGGCACCAAGGAGAUCGAGCACCCCUGGGUCGAGAGCACACCAGUGACCUGGGUGCCAGAGCACUUGCAGUACGCGACGACCCCAUGGAGGCAGAUGUGCCCAGUGGACCCGCCCACCCCCCCCCAAUGGGACAGCCUCGACAACGAGUUCUCGACAGUCAGCGGGGAGCACUUCCAGUGGGAACGUGGCACCACCAGCGCCACUCGUGCCUUCACCGACGGCUCCAUCACCACCUCGGGCAAGCGAACGGGACGAGCGGGCUGGGGAGUGGCUCUGAAGCUGUUGGAUGGCGCGGAGGGGUACAGUCGGCACGACACGUCUCCAGGAUGGUUUGGAAUCCUGGACGGCGACCAGACGAUUGGAGCUGCUGAGCUUACGGCAAUCAUGUGGACACUAAAGUUCACGAAGGGACACAUGGAUAUCAUAUCGGACUCGCAGAUGGUUGUGGACGGCUGGCACAGCUUCAACUACAUGAACCCCAGCGGGCCCCUGGCCCGAUGGUGGCACAGGACAAGGCAGCCCAUGGACGUCACAAGGGGCAACGAGAUGGCAGAUGGGUACGCCCAACGUGGAGCAGAGACCGCAGCCAACCUCACAGCACCGCAGGUGGAGGCACCCAACCAGCGGGAACGGCUGCUAAGACGGGUGCACAGGCGUAUUGGAGCAGCCACCUCACACAUUGCCCGCAUGGUCCACCCCAAGCUGGAGCGUGACCGACGAGCAGGAGCGCACGGCAAAUCCUUCGAGCACCGCAAGCAGAUGGAGGCUACCACGGGACAUUGCUUGCACAAGCAGGCGGACGGCAAGUGGGUACGUCUUGAAUGUGGCAAAGGACCAGGGAAGUACUCAGUUACGGACUGGAUGCAGAACAACGCUUGCAGCUCCAUGCCUAUGAUAGCCAACCUGCACGACCACGCCACGGCGGUCAUCAAGAGCGAGUACGCCAAGCUACUGCCCAACGCGGCCAUUCACACCAGUCACAACCUUGGUUACCUCCAUGGGCAAUGCUGGUGCUGGACUUGCGGAGCUAAGGGGUCGCUCAAGACCAACGGAUGCAGACGAGUAUUGAGACUCAAG